Messenger RNA from Saccoglossus kowalevskii, 460 nucleotides. RefSeq lists its product as uncharacterized. The record is from RefSeq and is a predicted model, not a curated record. NCBI's taxonomy places the organism in Eukaryota, Metazoa, Hemichordata, Enteropneusta, Harrimaniidae.
AUGGACUGUGUAGCAGCCUUGAUGGGCCAUGUAGCUGGCUGUAUGGACUGUGUAGCAGCCUUGAUGGGCCAUGUAGCUGGCUGUAUGGACUGUGUAGCAGCCUUGAUGGGCCAUGUAGCUGGCUGUAUGGGCUGUGUAGCAGCCUUGAUGGGCCAUGUAGCUGGCUGUAUGGGCUGUGUAGCGGCCUUGAUGGGCCAUGUAGCUGGCUGUAUAGACUGUGUAGCAGCCUUGAUGGGCCAUGUAGCUGGCUGUAUGGGCUGUGUAGCAGCCUUGAUGGGCCAUGUAGCUGGCUGUAUAGACUGUGUAGCAGCCUUGAUGGGCCAUGUAGCUGGCUGUAUGGACUGUGUAGCAGCCUUGAUGGGCCAUGUAGCUGGCUGUAUAGACUGUGUAGCAGUCUUGAUGGGCCAUGUAGCUGGCUGUAUAGACUGUGUAGCAGCCUUGAUGGGCCAUGUAGCUGGCU